Messenger RNA from Rangifer tarandus platyrhynchus (Svalbard reindeer), 492 nucleotides. NCBI's taxonomy places the organism in Eukaryota, Metazoa, Chordata, Mammalia, Artiodactyla, Cervidae. The record is from the annotation of a GenBank genome assembly.
AUGUGUGAUGUGCAGGGGGCGGGCGGGGGCAGAGGGCAGGGAUGGUGGGCACCACCUCGGGAGCCCCCGUGCUCAGCAGUCCAUCACCUACAUGUUCACGGUGGCGGGAACCUGGCCAUCUUCUUGCUGGUCGGAGCACACCGGCGCCUGCAGACGCCCAUGUACUUUUUCCUCUACAACCUCUCUUUCCUGGAGAUCUGCUUCACCACGGCCUGUGUGCCCAAGAUUCUGGCCGUCUUCGCCUUGCGCAGCGGAGCCAUCUCCUUCUCAGGCUGCGCUGUGCAGAUGCACUUCGUCUUCUCUCUGGGCUGCAUCGAGUACUUCCUGCUGGUGGCCAUGGCCUACGACCGCUACCUGGCCAUCUGCCUGCUGCGGCGCUACGGUAGCAUCAUGAUGCCUGGGCUCUCUGGCCACCUGGCCCUGGGCUCCUGGCUGCGGCUUCUCGGCCAUCGCCGUGCCCGCGGCCCUCAUCGGCCGCCUCUCCUUCUGUAG